This is a messenger RNA of Aplosporella prunicola CBS 121167, 672 nucleotides long. RefSeq lists its product as uncharacterized. Gene Ontology annotation, cellular component: nucleus. The annotation marks the transcript as partial. The record is from RefSeq and is a predicted model, not a curated record. Gene Ontology annotation, biological process: positive regulation of transcription by RNA polymerase II; mitotic cell cycle. Gene Ontology annotation, molecular function: DNA-binding transcription factor activity, RNA polymerase II-specific; RNA polymerase II cis-regulatory region sequence-specific DNA binding. Lineage: Eukaryota; Fungi; Ascomycota; Dothideomycetes; Botryosphaeriales; Aplosporellaceae. The transcript is spliced from 5 exons.
GCUAACUCUCCGGCCUCGAAGCGCGCGCUGAAGCCGUCGCCCAUGUCGGCCGCGCCCUCGCAACUCACCGUGUCCGGCGACCCGACGACGGGCCUCUCGGGGCUGCACCAACCCACCGCUCAGCAGCACCAGCCUGUCGACCCUUUCGGCGCCUAUACCCACGUUCCGCAGUCCACCACGGCCUCGACGGCGCCCGCCGUCCAGCCGCAGGUGCCGUCGCCGACUAACCCGCGCAAGCGCCGCGCCUCCGGCCAGCACUUGGCGCCGAACACCGGCUACGGCGAUCCGGCAGCCGCCGCCGCGCCCGUGGGCCUGGCUGCGCCCGAGAAUGAGUCGCCGACGCAGCUGCAGCUGCAGCUGCAGCCGCCGCAGAAGAAGGGCAGGACCAACACACCGUGGACGGCGGCCGAGGAGCAGAGGCUGAAGAUCAUGCGCGAUGCGGGAAACAGCUGGAGCGAAAUCGCAAAGACGUUUCCUACCAGGACCGAAGGUAGCGUGAAGAAACACUGGUACAAGGACAUGCACUAUGCCGAAUUCGCUGAGGACGAGAGCGCCGCGCUGCUAGCGGCCAUUAAGGAAUACGAAGCCAGCAAGUGGAAGGUCAUAGGCGCAAAGGUCGGCAAGCCCGCAAAGGCUUGCGAGCAGUAUGCGAAGGAGCAUUUUGGCGGGAGG